Messenger RNA from Moneuplotes crassus, 2972 nucleotides. NCBI's taxonomy places the organism in Eukaryota, Ciliophora, Spirotrichea, Euplotida, Euplotidae. The record is from the annotation of a GenBank genome assembly.
AUGGUAAAAGCCUACUUAAGAUAUGUGCAAGAUGAUGUGCUUAAUUGCCUUGUGGGAAAGCAUGCUCCCAUUAUCCACACCACUUACAAAGACAGCAAUUUAAUCAUUGCAGCAUGAAAUGAAGUUAUUAACAUUAUUGAUGUUAAUACAGCCCAGGUUAUUAAGAAGUUCUAUGACGACCAGUUUGGGUAUGUUACAUCCAUGUCUCUUUAUGACAACUUCACCAACCUCAGAGGAAGGCUCCUAGCAGUUGGAUUUUCAACAGGGCAUGUUCUUGUCUAUGAUUUUGACCAUUUAAUGCAAGAAAACUCAGGAACUCAGAAUGUCGAGUUUUUGCAUAAAUUUAAUUUGCAUAAAAAUAGUGUAGCAUCUUUAGCUUUUGAUAAGACUGGAUCAAUGCUAGCGAGUGGAGGCUUCGAUACCUAUAUUAUCAUCUAUGACAUCGUUGAUGGAGCUUCACUCUACAAGUUAUUGGGGCAUAAGGACAUAGUUACUCAGCUACAGUUCAAUUCUUUCUCAUAUUUGAAGUCUGACAAGAGUAUUGACCAGGAAGAAAGAAUUAUUCAAUCUAAGAAAUCCAGGAGGCAUACUGAUAUGCUUAUCUCAUCCUCUAAAGAUGCAUCCAUCAAGGUCUGGGAUUUAGAGUCCCAAUUCUGUGCUCAAAGUAUUAUGGACACGAAUUUGAAGAUUAAUUGCUUCUCAAUUAUUGCUAACCUGUUGAUCACAGGUUCUGAAGACGAGAAUUUAAGAGUGUACAAGUGUGGAAUAAAGCAAGAAGUGGACCAGAAUGGGCACUCCUAUCUCAGUUAUGCUGAAUUUAUCGGUCAAAUUGCUAAGAAUUCAGGGGAGAAGACUGUUGAGAUAUCGCUGUCACCUGAUAAUAAAUUCAUCUUGGUGACUUCAGCCCAUGGUCAAUUAGAUGUCCUAAAGAUGAACACAGAGAAAGAUAUUUAUAAAAAGCUGCUUAGAGCUGAGAAGAGAAUGGCAAGGAAGAGAACUCAUUCAGAAAUGGAAGAAAAGGACGCAGAGGAAUCGAAAGCUGUUAUAAAAGUUAAAGUUGAUAAGGAAAAAAUAAAAGAAAGAGUAGUUGAUGGAGAUUUUGAAGUCAAAUAUUUGUUCAGCAAUUCACACUCAUUAGAGAUCCCCACUUGCAAAGUAAGAAGUACCCAAGUAUUUCCUCAUAAGAAGAGCUAUAUGAUUAUAUCUUCUUUGCAUUCAAAUGAUUUGCUUGCUUACUCUUUAAAUAUUGAUGCUGAAACUGGUACUGUCAGUAGCAAGAAAUUAUUUAACAUUGGGCAGAAUUGUCAUAGGGGUCCUUUGAGAUGUGUCACUAUGUCUGACAAUGAUUCUGUAUUCGCCACUUCCUCUAUGGAUUCUGUUAAAGUUUGGAAUGUUGAAGAUAAGGUCUGCACAAAAUCAAUCGAUUGUCCUAAUGUAGUAUCGAUGGUCCUUCUCCCACCGAACAAGCACCUUUUGCUUGGAACAAAGACUGGAGACUUAUUGCUAUACACGAUUGCAUCAAACGAAUGCAUCCAGACUAUUUCUGCUCAUAAAGCUGAAAUUUGGGGCCUAGAUGUGACCAUGAACCCUGCAAUUAUGGAUUCAGACAUUCUGAUCGUUUCUGCAAGUGCUGAUAAGACUAUCAAGUUGUGGAAUUUAGAUAUUGUGGAGGAUGAAGAAACAAAAAGUAACCAAUUGCAAUUAUCUAUGGUUGAAGAAAUAGAGUCAACUGACGAAGUUAUGGGAGUCAAAUUCUCCCCAGAUGGAAAGUUCAUCUGAUUUUCCUUACUCGACUCUACAAUUAAGAUAAUUUAUGUUGAUUCCAAGAAGCUUUAUUUAUCACUAUAUGGCCACAAUCUGCCAGUUUUAUCAUUUGAUAUUUCAAGUGACAGCAAUUUGUUAGUUUCUGCAUCUGCUGAUAAAAACAUAAGGCUAUGGGGAAUGGACUUUGGAGAUUGUCACAAGUCAAUCUUCUGCCAUGAUGACUCAAUUACAACAGUAAAAUUCGUGAGAGACACGCAUUAUUUCUUCACUGGGUCAAAGGAUAAUACUGUGAAGUACUACGAUGGAGAUACUUACGAUGAAAUUCAAAUCUUUGAACAAAACUUUGGAUAUGUUUGGGGACUCGAAGUAUCCUAUAUUGGAGACCAAGUUAUUUCAAUCUCUGCUGAUUCAUCAAUUAGAGUUUAUAGACAAACCAAACAACAACUUUUCCUCGAUGAAGAGAGAGAAAAGAGGUUAGAGAGACUUAUGCUUGAAGAAGGAGAUAUUCAGAUGAUGACUCUCAAGCCUCCCGCUUUAGAUCAAUUUGCAAAGGAUAAGGUUAUGAAGAUUGAAUCUGAGCAAGCCUUAAAAGGUUCAAUUGAGUCUAUUAAGUAUGGAGAGGAUUUAAUGGAAGCUAUUAAUCAAUCUGAAAACUUUAGGCAAAGCUGUAUCGCAUACAAAUCAGAACUUGACAGAUACCAUGAGACUAUUAAGAAGAAUAAAUCUUUAGCAAAAUCAAUAGAGAAGCCGAUCAAGCCUAAGCCUGACUAUAUCUUUGAAGGUAAGAACAUCUUUGAGCAUGUUCUUACUCAUGUGAAAAAAAUAAGAAGAUCUGAGCUUGAGAACUCAUUAAAAUUCUUAAAUUUUACAAUCAUUAAGAAGAUGAUGUACUACAUUGAGUACUACAUUAGAAAUGGAGUAGAAGUAGAACUUAUCACUAAAGUUCUCAUCUUUUUCAUUCUUGGGUAUAAAGCUCAGAUUUAUGGAUGUGAGGAACUUAAACUGCUCAUGACUUCGAUAUACUAUCACUUGAGCAGAAACCUAAAGAUGUUUAAAGAGAGAAUUGGAAUAAAUCAAAGCGCAGUCAAAAAUGCCAUCCAUUUGAUCAACAAAGGAAUGUUAUCUUUUGAUGAAACAGAUAUUAAUGAUACACUAGAUAGACAGCCUCUUGCUGAAAGUGCAGCCCUUUAAAAUGCUAACCAAUAAUU